ACCGAUCCGCACCGGCUGCUGCUCGCGGCCCGGCCCCGCCCCGCACAGCGCGCGCCGUCCGCAGAGCCCGCGGCCGUGACGCGGGCGUGACGCGGCCGUGACGCGAGUGCCGCCGCUCCCGAGGCGCUCGCGCUGUCCCCGCCGCGCUCCGAGGCAGCCGUAGCUCGGCCCGCGUCGCUAGGCCCCGGGCCGCCCCCGGGUCCCCGCCGCCCGCCGCCCGCCAUGGACGACUACGCGGUCCUGUCGGACGCUGAGCUGGCCGCCGUGCUGCGCCAGUACAACAUCCCGCACGGGCCUGUCGUGGGUUCCACCCGCAAGCUCUACGAAAAGAAAAUCUUCGAGUACGAGACCCAGAGGCGGAGGCUCUCGCCCCCGAACUCGUCCGCGUCGUCUUUCUCCUAUCGGUUCUCGGGUGAGGCCCCCGCCCCAGAGCCCCACCUGGCCUCCCGUGGGGACGGGGCUUGGGCGCCACGGAGGCCGGGGUCGGGAGGGUGCAGCAGGGGCGCCGGCCGGGAGGGAGGGGCACGGGGGAAAGGAGGGGGGCCUCGGGGGCAAAUGGUCCCGGCCCCCCCCCCCCCCCAUUCAGACUUAGACUCGGCAUCAGUGGACUCGGAUAUGUACGAUCUGCCGAAGAAAGAGGACGCCUUACUCUACCAGAGCAAGGGCUACGGUGAUGACUACUAUGAGGAGAGCUACUUGAGCACCAGGACUUAUGGGGAGCCCGAGCCUGUGGGCGCCUCGAAGGGGUUCCGCCAGCCCCCAAGUUCGCUCUCAGACACAGACACCUUUCACCACCAGGUGCGUGAGGACAGUCUUUUCUCUUCUGAAGAGGAGAGCAAGGAUAGGGAGCGCCCCAUGUAUGGCCGGGACGGCGCCUACCAGAGCGUCGCGCACUACCGCCCUGUGUCCAGCGUGUCCAGAAGCUCCCUGGGCCUCUCCUAUUAUCCCACCUCCUCCUCCGCCUCCCCCAUGUCCUCCUCUCCAUCUUCCCCCACUUCGUGGCUCACUCGUCGAGCUAUCCGGCCGGAAAAGCAGGCCCCUGGGGCCGGUCUGGGCCAGGACCGCCAGGUCCCCCUCUGGGGCCAGCUGCUCCUGUUCCUGGUCUUUGCCGCCUUCCUGCUCUUUGUUUACUACUCCUUGCAGGCUGAGGACGGCAAUCCCUUCUGGACGGAGCCCUGAGGCUCUGGCUUCGUGGCCGCCUGUUCUCAGAAGUCCUGGCUGACUGCCUUAGUAGUGUUUGCUGGGGGAGGGGGUGGGGGCUUUUCUGUGUGUUCUGGCUUGGGAGCGCCGGGCCUGGCCCCGGGCACCGCUCGCUCCCCUCGUUCUGCGGGGUAGGUGGCAGGCCCAGGCCCUCCGUGGCACGGUGGGCUUGGGCAGGCCUUCCUCUGGAGCCUUCUGGAUCCUGCUUGCCUCUGACCCUUAGGGCCCAGGAGGGCAAGACUCUUCUCCCGGAGAGGAGAACAUGGUUGUUGUCGUUGCAUGCCUCCUGUCCGUUGUCACCUCGUUGGGGGGGUCAGCCAAAAGCCACCCUGACUUUGUUUUCGUGGACACGCAAUAAAAAGACCAUUUAUUUUUAA
Molecule: messenger RNA, 1577 nt
Organism: Leopardus geoffroyi (Geoffroy's cat)
Lineage: Eukaryota; Metazoa; Chordata; Mammalia; Carnivora; Felidae
Gene: EMD
Product: emerin
Exons: 5
Coding region: 223-1179 (318 amino acids)
Cellular component (GO): nuclear envelope
Source: RefSeq, a predicted model, not a curated record